This is a messenger RNA of Yarrowia lipolytica CLIB122, 1098 nucleotides long. The record is from RefSeq and is a predicted model, not a curated record. Lineage: Eukaryota; Fungi; Ascomycota; Dipodascomycetes; Dipodascales.
AUGCUCUCGUUAAUUGCCAUCUUUCUACUUGUCACCACGGCCCUCGCUCAAACAGCCAACAUCACGCAGUCGACCUACGACUUCGUUCUCAAGUACGGACGACUCUCCAAUGUGGCCUAUUGUGUCAAGGCCCCCGGUCCAUACGAACUGGAGACGGACUUCACCUGUGGAAGAUCUUGCGGUCACUUUCCCAACGUGACGUUGGAACACCAGUUUGGAGGCGACUUUUUCUCCACGUCCAUAACCGGCUUUCUGGCCCACGAUCACACUAAGAAAGAGAAAUACAUUGUUUUCCGAGGCACCUUUUCUCUGGCAGACGCCAUCACCGACGCCUUGUUUCUCCAGGAGCCCUACCUGGCCGAUCUGCCGCCUCUGAACACCACCAACAUCAACUCCACUAGCAAUUCGGCCCGAGUCGACUGCCCCGAUUGUGAGAUUCAUGACGGCUUCCAAAAGGCAUACCGAGAGACCAUGGUGAACAUGCAGGGCCACCUGGUGGCCUUUCUUAGAAACAACACAGACUACAAGCUGAUAGUCACCGGCCAUUCUCUGGGAGCCGCCACUGCUCUGCUCAUGGGCAUCAACCUGAAGAAUCUCGGCUUUGACCCUAUGGUGAUCACGUUUGGACAGCCUCGAGUGGGAAACAAGGCGUUUGCGGACUACGCCGACUCGCUCUUUUUCAAACAGGGAGAUAACGGACUGAAUAUCAACCCUGAAAGACGUCUUUACCGAGUCACUCAUUGGAAUGACAUCGUGGUGGGAGUGCCCUUCUGGUCCGGUUAUACCCAUACUCUGGGAGAAGUGUACAUCAGCUACCCAGACGGAGUCAACGCCCCCAUCGAAUACGUCAAUGCGUGCGCUGGACCAGACAACGACCAGUGCCACUACGGGUCCUUCGACCUGCUGGCUCGAGUCAACAUUCUCAAAAACCACUGUGCCUAUCUCAACUGGAUCUUCUACUGCGCCUUUAACGUGGACAAGAGACAGAUGAUGAUUGAUCCUCCGAGAAUCCACAAGAGAGUCGAGCAUUGGAGCGGCAAGUUUGCAGACGUCGAGUUCAGCGAGAGAAUGAUCUACGAGGCCACUUAUCCCAUGUGA